AUGCCUCCAUACAAGCUUACUAAUGCAGACCAUUACGACAAAAUAGUAUGUGCUGAAAUUCCAAACCCAAUAAGGUAUCCUAAAAUGCACGAAUUGGUCAUCUCACACAUGAUACAUGGUCCUUGCGGUAGCUUAAACUCUGAUUGUCCUUGUAUGAAUAAUGAGCAAAAGAAAUGUCGUUUUAGAUACCCUCGACAAUUCAAUGAAACAACGUUACAAGGAAAGGACUCAUAUCCUGUGUACCGAAGAAGAGAUAAUGGUAUAGAGGUGGACAUACGAGGCAAUAAGAUGGAUAACAGAUGGGUUGUCCCGUAUAACCCAAAGUUGUUAAUGAUGUUUAACUGCCACAUGAAUGUUGAAGUCUGCUCGAGUAUAACCUCUGUGAAAUAUGUGUUUAAGUAUAUUUACAAGGGCCAUGACAAACAAGUUAUCAAUAUUGAUCCGGAUGGACAACCAGUCGUUAUCAAUGAGAUAAAACGGUAUCAGGAUGCACGAUAUGUCUCACCUCCUGAGGCAAUAUGGAGGAUUUUUAGCUUCCCCCUUUCUCAGAUAUACCCUUGUGUGAUGGCUUUGUAG
Messenger RNA from Lactuca sativa (garden lettuce), 576 nucleotides. NCBI's taxonomy places the organism in Eukaryota, Viridiplantae, Streptophyta, Magnoliopsida, Asterales, Asteraceae. The record is from RefSeq and is a predicted model, not a curated record.